UAGACGAUAAAAAUAGCAAGGAUGGGAGAGCCUCUCUAAUCUCUAUGCACAUGCACCUAUAUAAACAGUAAAACACCUUUCUCUCUCAUCCCCAAACCAUGGCCGCCGCUCUCUCACUCCUCAUCUUCUCUCUCAUCUCCGCCUCCCUCCCCGCCCCCUCUCUCUCCGCCACCGCCAUAACCGCCAUCACCAGAGACCAGAUCGCCUGCACAAUGUGCUCGUCCUGCGACAAUCCCUGCCAACCGAUCUUCUCUCCUCCGCCGCCGGAGCCGGUCCUCUCCCCUCCACCGCCGGUCCCCUCCCCUCCGCCACCUUCCCCGCCGCCGCCGUACGGUGUCAAUUGUCCCCCUCCGCCUUCGCCGCCCUGCGGCGGAGGCUGCGGAGGCGUCUACUACUAUCCGCCGCCGCAAACCUCUUACUAUUAUCCCCCACCUUCCGGCGGCGGCGCGUACUAUCCACCGCCAAACCCUAGCUCCACCGAUUACCUCACUCCGACGCCGCCGAAUCCAAUUAUGCCGUAUUUCCCCUUCUAUUACUACAAUCCGCCGCCGUCGAACCCCCACACCGGCGAUUACAAUUCCGCCCAAUCCACAUCUCACUCCAAAUUUCCGCCUCUUCUCAUCGCGAUUUCACUCUUUUUACUCCUUUAAUUUCACAAUAGCAACAGCGAAAUCAAGUAGUAUACAAUAAACAGCACCUCCUUAAUUCAAUUCUCGCGGAUUUACCAUUUCUUUUUCCUCCAUUUGCAAAUUGCGACGAUUUUCAGGUCAAUGCGGAUGAAGAUCGGAGCUGCGGCGGAGGGAAUUCAUCGUUGCAGAUUAAUUAUUCAGUGUAAUUUUCUAUAGCGAUUUCUCCUACUGGCUACUGUUGAUUAUUAUUGGUAGAAUAAGGCGUAUGUAAAUUGAAGUGUAACGCUAUAGCUAAAUUAUUUGCCAAAAAUACUAUAAUCACCAAUAAUUGUAAGACGUAGCUUUAAUUUUGCUAAAAAGUAAUGGUACCUUUUCAUCGUCAUCAGCAAUUCCAACUGUAAUUACAAUGACUAUUUUUCGUCGCGAUAAAGAUUUGUCAUUUGUAGCUU
Molecule: messenger RNA, 1078 nt
Organism: Salvia hispanica
Lineage: Eukaryota; Viridiplantae; Streptophyta; Magnoliopsida; Lamiales; Lamiaceae
Source: RefSeq, a predicted model, not a curated record